This is a messenger RNA of Oncorhynchus gorbuscha (pink salmon), 1290 nucleotides long. Its product is annotated as probable thiopurine S-methyltransferase. Gene Ontology annotation, molecular function: thiopurine S-methyltransferase activity. The record is from RefSeq and is a predicted model, not a curated record. The annotation marks the transcript as partial. The transcript has 4 exons. NCBI's taxonomy places the organism in Eukaryota, Metazoa, Chordata, Actinopteri, Salmoniformes, Salmonidae.
UAUAGCUGCCUGUAUGUGUUUGGAUGGAUAGUGCAAAAGAUCACCAAGGACAUCAACCACCUGAGCCACCUCCUGUUCACACCGCUAUCAUCCAGAAGGCGAGUGGUACAACAUUGCUCAUUUUUCUGUGAACGGAAGGGAGUCCGGUUUUUCUUCCCACUGUGUGGGAAAGCCGUUGAUAUUAAAUGGCUUGCAGAUAUGGGACACCCAGUUGUUGGUGUGGAUAUAGCUGAGAUGGGUAUCAGGCAGUUCUUUGAAGAUCAGAAGUUGAUCUGUGGUGAAGAAGUGGUCCCAGCAAUACCUGGUGCCAAGGUUUACAAGUGCCAUUAAGCCACAGAGGCUCCUUGAUGGCCAUCAAUCCACGGGACAAAGAAAAAGUAAGAACACGUGAACUGGACCUCCCUCUGAGAUUCAACAAGAAAGCACAGCUUGUUUUGACACAAGUUGCGUCUGUAACAGGUACGCAGCACUGAUCAUGUCGUCCGUGGACAAGGACUGACGAUACCUCUUGGACACUUAAAAAAAUAAAAUAAAAUCUGAAUAGUUCAAAGGUAAGAUCUUCCCCUGAAAUAACAGCUCAAAUGAUAUUUGUCUUCCAUUUGUUCUAGAUGCAUGUGAGUAGCAUAUUUAUUCAAACAUACAGUAGAGUAUGCGUGUAGUUUAUUAACCUUCCAUUGUCAUUCGUUAACACCUCUCUAUAUGUCCUCCAUUUUAUGUGCCUUGUGUAAACAGACUUUCUGGUGAGUUUUAUUAAUACAAUUGUGUUUGUCAUUGAUAGUACCUUUAUUGAUAUUCCUUUGUAUACCUGUCAUUGAACUGAAUUUGAUAUUUGACACAAAAACCAAUUGAGUGAACUAUGAGAAGAUAUUGUAGGAGAGAAUUGUGGCAAGGUAGUUUCACAAUAUUCAUUUGAUUUGAUAUGUAUUCCAGGGAGGAGUUGUGAUAUUGAGUUUAUACAGUCUUCAGGUGCUCUCCCAGGCGUGAAGGAUAAGGAAUGGGGCUUGGAUGUCUUCAUAGAGAGAGUUCAUCUCUUCACCCCAAAGGCCUCAUAAACAUGAUGUCAUGGGCUUCUCUGAGAAGAGAGGGAGAGAUGUCUGAGCGAAAUGGCUCAUUGAAAAUGAUUGUCAGGAUAUUAGAUGUUCUGUGAAGGUUAGAUGUUGUUAUUAGCUUUGUUGACAGUUUGGAAAUGACCUCAUGUCGAUAUAUGCCAAGUCAAUUCUUUCAUGUGGGAAAUGAACUGAAUUUACAGUGUUUUUGAAAUGUCUGGCAUUUAAAAUAAAAUAAAAUAUA